This is a messenger RNA of Wallemia mellicola CBS 633.66, 1159 nucleotides long. RefSeq lists its product as hypothetical. The transcript is spliced from 5 exons. Bases 17 to 1057 code for a protein of 346 amino acids. Lineage: Eukaryota; Fungi; Basidiomycota; Wallemiomycetes; Wallemiales; Wallemiaceae. The record is from RefSeq and is a predicted model, not a curated record.
CAAAAAGAAAAAUGAGAUGGCUUUAAAAGAUGUACCGAUGCAUUCGCCUGCACCGUCAGAUCAAUUGGCAGCCUAUUAUUCUCUUAUACUCAUCGGAUGCUUCUUACAUAUUGUAUUAUUCUUCUUAGGAUUAUUUCAUAGGAUAAAGAACAAGAAUAUGCUUCUUUUACUUAACUUCCAUUUUUUGUUUGCACUCACAUUAUGGUUCGAUUCAAUAUUAUUAUGGACAGGACAUGCACAUAGUUUUACAGAUGAGAUACCGAAAGGCAUACGAGCGGUUAACGUCGCUUUCCGAUUAGCCGGUAUGAUACAGAACGCAUCAAGCAGCUGGAUGAUAGCUUUACAAAUGUUAAUAAGUAUAAAUGUCGUUAAUUUUUCAACGCUAGGACAUUAUACGAAUUACAUUAGUAUCCCAAUGCUCGUUGGAUUCCCUUGGAUAAUAGGAAUACCAUUCUUUGUCUCCCAUUUGUAUCAAGCGUUGGAGGAUCCCGAAAACACCUAUAGAACACCUUUCUUCGCUGAUCAAACUGAUACUUAUCUCACAAGGGUUUCUAUAAUAACGACUUUGGUCUUGAUGAUACUACUCCUAAUAACUGUUAUUUGUGUUGGAUAUCUUCUACUGAAAUUGCGGCUCUCGCAGCGAAAUUUGGUCAAAGUCAGUUGGUUCGUACAUCUUCAAUUAGCAAGUAGAGUUCUGUUCUUUAGCUACUACUCUAUAACGGUUAUAAUCGUCUUAUCAUUAACCGUCAACUUCAAUGACUUCGAACCCGCCAAACAGAUUGUCUUCGCGACUAGUGGUUUGGCAGCUGCGAUUGUCUUCCUCGUUGAGAAUGAAAACAUCAACCUAAUGUUUAAGAUUUUAAGGACCAUUAAACGACGUUGUUGUGAUGAAGACGAUACUACUUGCGAUAGUUCACAGACACAAAAAAUGGCGCCUGAUAUCAGACUAGAAGAAUACAACCUCUCAGAUUCUUCACCUAGUUCCCCACCAUUGAAGUCAAACAGUAACAUCCACAACAUAGAAUUUGUCGAAACACCUAGCCUAGCUAGUACUUGAUAACUCUCCGUCUAUAUCAUUAGUAAGAAUUGUAACAGUAAUAAAUAUUCAUUUGUAUUAUUACGAUCUAAGAACUACGUUUGAAGACUUUUUUGAGGUGUU